AUGGAUCACACUGACAAUGAGUUACAAGGCACUAAUAGUUCUGGAUCAUUGGGUGGUCUUGAUGUUUGAAGACGAAUUCCUAUAAAGCUCAUCUCCAAACAAGGGAACAAAGCCAAAGCUUCACCUCGAACUCCAAGGACUAUAAACAGGAUGCCUGCAAAGGCUCCAGCUGGUGAUGAAUACACUGAAGGAUUUGAUUAUAAUGAAGAAGAACGGUAUGACUGUAAAGGGGGCAAACUGUUUGGAAAUCAGCGAAGAUUUCCUGGACACCUUUUUUGGGACUUUCAGAUAAACAUCUUAGGUGAAAAGGAUGAUACACCAGUUCAUUUCUGUGACAAAUGUGGAUUGCCUAUUAAAAUCUAUGGGCGAAUGAUUCCAUGCAAGCAUGUUUUUUGUGACUGUGCUACUUUACACGAAAAAAAGGGAGAUAAGAUGUGUCCAGGCUGUAGUGAUCCUGUGCAGCGAAUUGAGCAGUGUACACGAGGUUCUCUCUUCAUGUGUAGCAUUGUUCAAGGGUGCAAGAGAACCUACUUGUCCCAGAGAGACUUACAGGCUCAUAUCAACCACCGCCAUAUGAGAGCUGGAAAACCUGUUACCCGUGCUUCACUUGAAAAUGUUCAUCCUAUUGCCCCACCACCAGCUGAAAUCCCUGAUCGUUUUAUAAUGCCGCCAGACAAGCACCAUAUGAGCCAUAUUCCGCCAAAGCAGCACAUCAUGAUGCCACCACCUCCUUUGCAGCAUGUGCCCCACGAGCACUAUAAUCAGCCACAUGAGGAUAUUCGUGCUCCUCCAGCAGAAUUGUCCAUGGCUCCACCUCCACCUCGCUCGGUCAGUCAGGAAACCUUUCGUAUUUCAACAAGAAAACACAGCAAUUUAAUAACUGUCCCUAUUCAGGAUGACUCAAAUUCAGGUGCUAGAGAACCACCACCUCCUGCCCCAGCACCUGCUCACCAUCAUCCUGAAUAUCAGGGUCAACCAGUGGUCUCGCACCCUCAUCAUAUUAUGCCUCCACAGCAACAUUACGCACCACCCCCACCUCCUCCACCACCAAUAAGCCAUCCAAUGCCACAUCCUCCCCAGGCCGCAGGUACUCCUCACCUGGUGUAUAGCCAAGCUCCACCUCCACCAAUGACCUCUGCUCCACCACCAAUCACCCCUCCCCCUGGACAUAUUAUGGCCCAGAUGCCACCUUAUAUGAAUCAUCCUCCUCCAGGACCUCCCCCCCCUCAACAUGGUGGUCCACCUGUAACUGCACCCCCUCCUCACCAUUAUAAUCCUAACUCUUUACCCCAGUUCACUGAAGAUCAAGGAACUCUGAGCCCUCCAUUUACACAGCCAGGGGGAAUGAGUCCUGGUAUAUGGCCUGCACCGAGAGGGCCGCCUCCUCCUCCACGAAUGCAGGGUCCGCCUUCUCAAACCCCACUUCCUGGACCACAUCAUCCAGAUCAGACAAGAUAUAGACCGUAUUACCAAUGAUAAUAGUAUUUUGAACUGAAGAUAUGAUGAGGAAACAAACUUAUGUAUAGUCAAUCUUUUAAUUAAGCUUUGACUGUUUGGGGAAGGGAAAGCGCCUCUUACUGAGGUGGCUGUAAAACACUUAGGGUCUUGUCUCUUAAAAUGGUUUUAAAUCUUGACCUUAGGAGUGAUUUCAAGUACUAUACUGUAGUGCAGAUAAGUGGCUCAGUUGAGCACAACUAUAUUUUAACAAACUUUCUUCCCCUAGUGUGGUAAAUUGACCCAGAGGUGACCAUUUGUAAAAAAUUUGAAAGAAGUUUUUCGUCGUUCCACUUUCAAAAGUAUUGCUUUUGUUAAACCCAAUGUUUAGUUUUUCUUGUGAUACAUUUUGUUAACCUGUGUAAAAGGAUUAAAUUUCAAUAUGGUUGUAAAAAUGCUAUUUUUAUGUGAAUUUAAGUGCAGCCACAUAGUGUUUUUUAAACCAUAUGUUUUACCACUAAUUUCCCAAAGUUAUAAUAAAAUCCUAAAAGUAAAAAUCUACUAGAAUUUACUGCAAGGCACACUGUUAAAUGGUAGAAAAUGAUUUCACAUGUUAGGCACUGAAAUUUUGAGGUAUAUUAGGUGUAUAAUGCACUUGACUUGGAUGCCUUUUCAUUUGUAGGCAGCCUCAGGAACACCAAAAUACAUUGGAAUUCCAGUACUAAGAAAUAUUUAUGUUUGUAAUACUGAAAGGCAGUGUUCGUUACUUGGAAAGUUACGGCCAAAGUAAUCAACUCUGUAGGCUCCAAGCUGUUGGGGAUGCUGGCACCCAUUAAUGCUUUUUAACUGAAUGGUUGGAAUCAUGUGAUGCACCACAGAUUAAUCUUAAGUAACGUUAUUUUAUAGAACUGUUUAAAUGGUGUGCUUUAGAUGAAGUGUAUUCCUCUCUACUCAUUGUCUUAAACUAAAUAUUUAGGGCUGAAUAGGCUUUAUGUAAUUCCUCAUUUCUUGGUAGAAUUUGAUCCCGUGCUUAAGUGGGUUCUUGUUUAUUGGGUUUUAAACUAUAAUUUGAAUGCCAUGGAGAAAUUUGAAUAAUGUAUUAAUGAAGGACAUUCUUGUAAUCACA
Messenger RNA from Aethalodelphis obliquidens (Pacific white-sided dolphin), 2560 nucleotides. RefSeq names its product E3 ubiquitin-protein ligase Hakai-like. NCBI's taxonomy places the organism in Eukaryota, Metazoa, Chordata, Mammalia, Artiodactyla, Delphinidae. The record is from RefSeq and is a predicted model, not a curated record. Gene Ontology annotation, biological process: regulation of cell adhesion; protein ubiquitination. Gene Ontology annotation, molecular function: ubiquitin protein ligase activity.